AUGCUCUCCAUUUGUCUGCGCAUUCUCGCGUCUCAGUUCUUUUCCUUUUUUUUUUUUUUUGGAGCAGCUCAUUAUUCUUCUGUAUUUACUCAAUGUCAGCACCAUAACAAACCCACGUCUAUCUAUCUAUCUAUCUAUCUAUCUAUCUAUCUAUCUAUCUAUCUAUCUAUCUGUUUUCCUAAUCUUUUUCCGUCUAUAUUUUCUUUCUUUCUCCUCUUUUUCCGUCUUUCCCCAUCUCGUAUUUUUAAACGCCCCCACUUUCUUCUCUGUUUCAUUUGUUUCAUUUUUAACUACUUCAUCCUUUCUUUUUUCUUCUGCCUUUCUCGUUUUACAUUUUAUAUCCUUUCUUUGCAUACUUUUUCCUCCUCCAUUUUCUCUUUACUUCCCCAAAUUCUUCUUCUCCGAUUUUUUCUCUCUCUCUUUCUCGAUUUUCCUUUUCUUCCUUAUUGUCUCCCAUUUAUUUUUACUUUCCUUCUUUCUUCUACGCCUUCUAGUUCCCUUUUUCAAUUCUUCCUUUUUAUCUUUUUCGUCUAUUAA
This is a messenger RNA of Acanthosepion pharaonis, 537 nucleotides long. The record is from the annotation of a GenBank genome assembly. NCBI's taxonomy places the organism in Eukaryota, Metazoa, Mollusca, Cephalopoda, Sepiida, Sepiidae.